This is a messenger RNA of Lachancea meyersii CBS 8951, 1032 nucleotides long. The record is from the annotation of a GenBank genome assembly. Lineage: Eukaryota; Fungi; Ascomycota; Saccharomycetes; Saccharomycetales; Saccharomycetaceae.
AUGGACUCUGACAAUCUUUUGAACGUUUUAGACUAUGAUCUGGACAUAGACUUUGAAACUGCAUACGAAAUGAUCAAUAAUGAUGAUCAGCUAGACAAAAUACACCAUAACCAUAACCACAAUAUGCCAUUUGAGUCGGAAAUGGAACGUUGGAAUACCUCAGAAACUCGUGGCCAAAAGCGAAAUGCUGAAGAUAGAACAAACGGUGCACCAACGGAAUCUGUGGGGCUGGCAAGUUUGGAACAUACACGCAGCGCGGGUCUGCUGAGCGAAUUCGAGUCUAGUGCGAUCGAGAACUUCUUGGACAGUUUGAUAAGUAUAGGCGAAAAAAACGACUCGAGCUGGCCAAGGCUCCCGACUUUCCCCUGGGGUAAGCACGAGGAAAAUAAUCAUCUACAGAAGGCACUUGGAGGUCUCGAUGAUCUGGAAUCGUCAGGACAUUCCACUCAUUUCGGGAACAGCGCAAUGCCAUCUGCUGGUGCAAACACGUGUCGACCAAACCACGAAGUUUCUCGAGAUCCUCACGCUAAUGUGCCAGUCACGGCCGUGCAUUCCUCAGCUACGGCCAAUAAGGAAAUAAGCAUCACAACCACCGGGCAAGUUGCCGAUAAGAAUGCUCCAGCCUUACUAACAUAUGCUCCUGCCAUUCUAAAAUCCCCCGAAAUUAUUGUUUUAGACUCUGAGAUCCCUUCAGAGGUACGAAACAACCCCGUAAAGCGAAAGAAAUGGAAACACGUUGCUCUGGAGAAGAAGCGCCGAAAUGCCAUCAAAGAAUAUUUUGACGAUCUGGUGGAGCUCAUUCAGUUCCCAAGACCUGCAGCGGGCGAAUCCAUAACUUCUCAAUCAGAAGACACGGAGGAAGGGUUCAAAUCAGACCGCAAGAAGAGAAUCAAGAAAGAUAGACCCACCGACAAAAGAAUACCGAAACAUGUUCUUCUGAAUUACCUGAUCGAAGACAUGAACUCCGUCCUCCAGGCAAAUAGGAGUUUGGAGGAGACACUCAAGUCCCACAAGCUGAGUCAAGCCGCAUAA